This is a messenger RNA of Rotaria socialis, 1947 nucleotides long. The record is from the annotation of a GenBank genome assembly. Lineage: Eukaryota; Metazoa; Rotifera; Eurotatoria; Philodinida; Philodinidae.
AUGGGUUGCAAGCAGUGUAAAAUUUGGUUAACAAAGCAUGAAAAUCAGAACAAUCAUUUAACCACUGUCAACACUAGCCAAAACUCCAGUUCAAGUUCGAAUCAUGAACAACCAGUUUCUCUGUCAAAUCAACCUAAUAGUCAAAAAACAACACAUCGAGAAGAAAAAUGUACAUCAUUAGAUAAUUUACCAGUUGAACUCGUCUAUCAUCUAUUAGAUCGAUUGGAUACCGAUACGAUUUUUACAUCUCUUUAUAAUGUUUGUCCUCGGCUCAACUCAAUUAUUCAUCAAUAUGAUAAAUUUGAAUUAAAAUUAAUCUCAAUUUCCAUGUCUCAUUUUCAUCAUAUUUGUUCAUUGAUACGUCCUGAACAAAUUCGUUCUUUAACAUUAUCCGAUGGAAAUGAUAAUGUUGGUUUAGUUAGAAUUUUUCUUAAAAAAUUUCGUAUGGAAUCAUUUAAACGGCUUCAUUCUUUAACACUUGUAAAUAUUAACCAUAACGAAUACAUGAUAAAAAUAUUUCUUUCAAUGACAGAUCAACUUAGAAAACUUUCAAUAUUAAAUUCAAGUGAAAUUUACAAUGACACUAUUAUCGAUAUUCUAAUGACGAGUUGCGGAAAAAAAUCUUUAGAAAAAAUUUCUUUACACAUUGAAAAAAAUCGUUUUCUAAGCCCGACAAUUAUUUGGCCAGAUAAAUGUUUUCUAAAAGAAAUAAAACUAGCUGGAAUUUGUAGUCUCGCAUUGUUCAGAAAUAUUCUUCUACAGUCACCAAAUUUAAAAAAAUUUCAAGCCUAUGAUAUUGAUAUCGAUGAUGAAUGGAUUGAUGACGAUGAAAAUGAAGAGGUAGAAGAAAUUAAAAUACUUCCACUAGUGAAUGCUUCGAAUAUAAUUUCAUUAUCAUUAACUUCUGCGAGAAACGAAAUGGAAAAACUCGAAUGGUUAUUACCGCAAUGUACUCAAUUGAACUACUUUAAAUAUUUAAAUAUAUAUGAUUAUCAUAUGGAAUCAAUUUAUGAGAGUGACUAUUCAUUAAUAGAGGGCGAACGUUGGGAAAAAAUUAUUUAUAACUGUAAUCAAUUUGAAUUUAUUUUUACUAUUCAUAUUGAUGAUGAAUCUUGGAAUGUUCACCAAUGUGUGAAUUCAUUUAAGAGAAAACUUUGGCAAGAUAAAAAUUGGAAUAUUGCGUUUGAACAAUACGACAAAAUUCUGUUAAUUUAUUCAUUACCAUAUGCACACGAUGCACAUUAUUACGAUCGCUCGAUACUAUUCUCAAUACCCAAUAAUGCGAUUUUAUCAAUUAAAUCCUUUGAAAAUGUUACAAAACUACGCAUUAAUAUGGUUACAUUGAAUGAUUUAGGAAAAAAGAUAAUUGGUCCUCCUCGUUUCUCUAACGUUUCUCAACUUAUACUCGACGGACAAUGGCGAAAUCCAGAUACAAUAGAUUCUAUUGGUUCACUUGUUUGUCUAUCGAAUAUAACUAAAUUAAUACGCUUAGAACGUGUACCGACAUCAAUCUUUCGUACAUUUAUCUAUAGUUUAAUAAAUCUAGAAUCAUUAACAUUAACAACCUAUGUUCUUGACAGUAUGAAUGCUGCUAUGUUACAAUAUUUUAAAUGUUUACAUUCAUUGAAUAUCGUACAAUUCAAUAAUGAUUAUCGUCAUUUUGUUAAUGUAGAACCGUUUUGUGCAAUGUUUCCUCAAAUACGACAUCUUGAUAUUCCAAUUGAUAAUCUUGAUAGUUGCCAAUAUCUUAUUGAACGAUUAGAAAAAUAUUUAAUAAGUAUUGUUUUUCGUUUUCCACACAAUGAUGACGAUGACGACGACGACGACGAUGAUGAUGAUGAUGAUGAUGAUGAUGAAAAUGCUGAACUUAUCGAGUGGGCACAAAGUUUACAACAAAAUCAUCAAUAUCGUCUACGCGAUGGGGAUAUUUAUUUAUGGUUUCAAUAA